AUGUCGCUCUCGCCGACAGUGCUGCAUCCACUAACCCUACCCGGCCUGCUCGACCAUAUUCUCACAACGCAGACAGAAGACAACGCUCGCACCCUGUUGGUCGUGUGCUCCAGUCGCGAGGCCUUCCUCGCAGACCUGCGAGAAGCAUUACAACAGCACGACGAGCAGGAAGAGCACCGCAAGAGCACACUACACGAUCUGCUGACGCCUACGCUGUUUAACCUCUUGGCCACACAGCAUAUUCAACUGGCGUUUUGCCCCUCUGUGCAGUCCUUGCUGGCCUAUCUGACAGCUCAUGGCCGACGCAGCACAGAAGCCAGGCAAGCAGCACCAGGAACAGAAAGGUUGGUCCUAGUAAACCCACUCGCUUUACAUGCACCAACAACCUCUUUCUCCGCGCAAGGCCUGUCGCGCACUUUUGCAGCUGCUACAGAAGCCGCACUGCAUGCAGGGGCCACGCUCUACAUUGUCGAGUGUCAAGGCAAACAGCGGCGUGCAGACGAUGGCGAGGACGACGAGGACGGGGAGGCAGAAAGGGUGGGCGUAGACGAGCCGGAUGAUGGUACAGAGGCCGAGCCAGGGGAUCCUUGGGACCAGCAGGUAUCCAUUUUGAAUCUCUCGGCUCGUCGGUAUCGCUCUGGGAGUAGCGAUAGGGCAUGGGCAGGUCGGACGGUGACGGCUAGAAGGGUGGCGGCGAGAUGGUGUCACUUCCGUAAUGUUGAUGUUGAGUGA
Messenger RNA from Plenodomus lingam JN3, 732 nucleotides. RefSeq lists its product as uncharacterized. The record is from RefSeq and is a predicted model, not a curated record. Lineage: Eukaryota; Fungi; Ascomycota; Dothideomycetes; Pleosporales; Leptosphaeriaceae.